Molecule: messenger RNA, 2843 nt
Organism: Scophthalmus maximus (turbot)
Lineage: Eukaryota; Metazoa; Chordata; Actinopteri; Pleuronectiformes; Scophthalmidae
Gene: cd226
Product: CD226 molecule
Exons: 6
Coding region: 614-1729 (371 amino acids)
Biological process (GO): positive regulation of mast cell activation; cytokine production; positive regulation of Fc receptor mediated stimulatory signaling pathway
Cellular component (GO): external side of plasma membrane
Source: RefSeq, a predicted model, not a curated record
UGUUUGUUAGUUAGGUCAGGUAGAUUUAAAGGUCUGUUUAAAUCUCAAGCACACCGUCACGAACGUCCCAAAUUUCAUGGCAACCCACAGUUGAGAGAGUUCAGUAAAUACCACUCGCAAAAAGUCAACAGUCAAGAGAAUUUUAUACACAAAUAUCAGCAACAAAAUUCCCUUAUCACAUCCAAUAUCAGAGGUAUGACUCUCGUAACCACAAAUAUCACCAAAUUCGAAAUAAUCUACUUUGAAAUUCUUUGAAAGUAUUUUAAAGUCCUAACUAAAAAAAGUUAUAUACAAGAUAGUAAACAUUUUUAACCGGCAGAAUUUGUGGCUGCUGAAGGCAACGGUAAUGACAAUAUAGAAAACUUCCAGUGUGGAUCCCAGCGUGCAGCAUUAUGCCAUAAGCUUGCCUCCCAUUCCCAGAGCAAGUGAUAAAGUGCCCCCUCUGUGUGGAGUGAGCGAGCGAGCGAACGAACAGUGGGCUGCCAUGAAGUGUGUCCCAGCAGCUCGAGUGUUUCUCUCUCCGUAGCCACAGAGCUGCAGCAGGAAGUGCAGCUCGGGUGCCUCGCCACUCGUCUCCAUCAAUGCACGCUUCAUUCACCCUCGGUGGGGCAAGAUGGAAGCCGUACAAAAGGACCACUGGUACUUUGUGGUACUCCUCUUUCUCCCUUUUCUCAAAGUUGCUGUCCAGCAGAAGGAGGUCGUCGCGGUUCGGCUGGAGGAAGGGAUGGUCCUCGAGUGCGUGUGCCCCUGGGACGGCAACCUCAGCAUGGUGUCCUGGACCAAAGUGCCAGACAAGAACCCCGUGGCCAUCUUCCACCCGGAGUACGGAGUGGCCUUCUCCCACCACUACAGGGAGAGGAUCGAGUUCCUGAGGAGCACACCCAUGGACGGGAGCAUUUCCAUGAGCAACGUCACUCACCGGGACAUCGGGCUUUACCGCUGCUCCGUUCAGACCUUCCCCCGGGGGCCCUGGACCCGGAGCGUUCAGGUGGAGGAUUUAGAUGAGCCCCCUGAAGAAGAAGAAGAAGAAGAAGAAGAUGAUGAUGAUGAUGAUGAUACCACAGAGCCCUCCAGCCCAGAGGUGACCGUGGCAGACGUGGAGCUGUUGGCAGAGCAGAACAACAACCUGACCAUCAGCUGUAACCACAAGCACCAGGGCACCGUCUACCAGGCCCUCCUGGAGCGGAUGCCGCUCGGCCAGCCCUGGGGCAUCAUCGGUGUGUGCAAGAAGGUGGAGGGGGGCCUGGUGGGCGAGGACUACAGCGAUAGGGGACAGGUCGACUGCGCCGACAGCCUGGACGUCGACCUGCGCCUGACAGGCGUGGUGCCGGACGACGGCGGUUUCUACCGCUGUACCUUCAACACGGACGCGGGGGUGCGGACCACCACCGUGCGGCUGUCGGUUGUCACUCCAGGUGGAUUCAGUCUAUCCAUGUACAUGAUGUACAUCUACAUCGGGGCUGGAACUGCAGGGCUCGUUCUUCUUACAGUCAUCCUCAUACUAGCGUUAAGGCAAAGGAAGAAGAACAGGCGAGAGGAGUACAGAGUCAAACUGCACCCAUCUCAGAGACAGCCAAACGUCUACGAGAACAUACCCGCAUGUGCGAGGAUUUCAAAGAAGUCCAGGCAGAUGAGGGCCUACCCCGUGUACGCCAACAUGCCGGCCACACAGCCGCACAAAACCAGACGGCCGCCUCGUGAUAAACGAGCAGACGUAAACAUGAUGUAGUGCCUAAUGUGAGUGCGCAGAGUUUAAUCUGUCACAGAUGUCAUCGUGCCCUCAGGGUUUUUCUUUACAAAUCAUAUAUAUAUGUGUGCGCACACAAAAAUAAAGGCAUUUUGAGGAGCUCUGAGCUCCAGUCAUUUCAGUUUGUUUUGAUCAGAUGCAGGGAUCACACUUGACAGUGAUUAAUAUUCAUGUUGGGAGUUUGAAACGCGUUAACGAGCCAGUGCUGAUGUAAAGUCUCGGAGAGCUGACAUGUUUGGAUGGGUCCAGCCCUUAAUUAAAUGUAGUACGUGCUGCAUAAUUACUGUUGAGGAAAAUAUCUGUUUUGGGUGCAAAACAAUGUUUGACAGUAAACCAUCACGCAGACAGAGGCGCACAAAGGCCCUGUGUAAUCGCUCUUUUCACUUCCCUAACCCCUGAGUAACACGACUGACAAAAAGCCUGUGUAAUUGCUCUGCGUUUGCUUUCAUCCCCUCCUGCUUUCCAAUUCAAAGCUUGACAAUGGCGUCUAAUCAUCUGACGUAAAAAAAAAAAGAAAAAGGAAAAGCAGUCACUCAGCACUGUACCAUCACUUGAGACUGCCGCUUCUUCCCCGGAGGGGCUCUCCGUUCAGGAUGGCUGCGUUCUAGUUACAACACGCUCUUAUUAUGAAAGUUAAACUCUAAUUAGCUAAUCCUGUGUUUGCUUCCUUAAACUGAAUCUGCUUAAUGAAAUGUAAUUAAACAAACUAUUUUUUUAUGACAAGCUUUCACAAGUUUUACCAAGUUGUAUUUAUUCUUAUUUUUAUGAUUUUUUUAAAGGUUUAUGGUAGUGCUAUUAAACUGUGUGUUGUUUAUGUGUAACGUGGUUCAUUUAUCUCCCUAGAAGUGGAGGCAGUGGCAGAGGCAGUAAUGGAUGUGCGGGCUAUUCCGCUAGGAAACAAGACAAAUGUGGACAAAGUUAGACAUGUCGACAUAAAGCGGACAAUAGUUUUGGAAUCAACACGUAGCAGCUGCAAAUUGUAAAUUUGACUGUGAUACCUGUGUUAGUGUUUUCAGCCUUACUGAAACCGAUGCGUGGAAGUGUGUGUGUAUUAAUGACCCCCUGUGGUGUAAAUAAAGAAAUGUGUCAAAUGCCA